Folsomia candida is the source of this 2250-nucleotide messenger RNA. Its product is annotated as alpha-(1,6)-fucosyltransferase-like. Gene Ontology annotation, biological process: protein N-linked glycosylation. The coding region runs from base 74 to 1687 and encodes 537 amino acids. Gene Ontology annotation, molecular function: protein binding; alpha-(1->6)-fucosyltransferase activity. The transcript is spliced from 8 exons. The record is from RefSeq and is a predicted model, not a curated record. NCBI's taxonomy places the organism in Eukaryota, Metazoa, Arthropoda, Collembola, Entomobryomorpha, Isotomidae.
CACUUUGCAAUUUAGUUGACUGGUCAAAUUUAGCUGGUUCAAUACGUGUUUCUUUGUUAGAAUACCACACGCCAUGGAAUUUAACCGCAUCAUCGCAGUGCUUCUUGUUAUUGAUGUCUCCUUGUGGGCUGCCAUUUUCGCUUCCACAAUGAGAAAGUCUCCUCCUGCGACAGAUUUAAAAUCUCGUCUUGACCUGGUCCUUGAAGAAUUAAGGAGUCUCAAGAAUGAGUCUGAAGAUCUUGGGGUGAAAGUCAGGAAAUAUUACGAACUGGGAGGUUAUGGACCCUUGCGGAAAGAAAGCUUUAAAAAAUACGAGUUCUCAAGACGAGAAUUACACCGACUAGUUGAUGAAUUACGUCACAUCGGUAGAACUGCUGGAUCAGCCAUGAAUAAUGAAAUCACACUAAUUAUCAACUCGUUACUGAACCGCCUAGAUAUUUACGAGACUUAUCGCACUCGUGAAACAAACUUGUUAUCAAGGAAAAUCCAGCGACGCCUUGAAUUGUUGCAAAAUCCUAGAAAUUGCACCUCUGCAAGAAAACUUGUUUGUCACGUGAACAAAACUUGUGGAUUUGCAUGUCAAAUCCAUCACGUCGUGUACUGUCUCAUCACGGCUUACGCAACUGGGAGGACGCUUAUCCUACAGAGCGAGAACUGGUCUUACAAUCCCGACGGGUGGGAAACGACUUUUCUUCCGAUAAGUGAAACCUGCCGAGAUUACGAUGACGGAGAAGUUGCUGAGGGUUGGGAUGCAGUCGGUAACAUCAGCAAUAAUCAUGCCAAAGUCUUAAAACUACCCGUCAUCGACGUACUCCAAAACCCGCCAAACUUUCUCCCAACCACGAUACCACUUGACUUGGCGGAGACACUGGAACUUCUGCAGGACGAGCCCCUCAUUUGGUGGGUGGGGCAAUUUGUGAAAUACAUUCUUCAACCGCAGCCCAAAAUCAGGCAGAUAUUAGAUGGCGCUAGGAACAAGGCAAAAUUUGACAACAAGACACGCACUGUUGGAAUUCAUAUCAGGAGAACGGACAAGAUUGGUCAAGAAGCCGUAUUCUACCCGCUAGACAUGUACAUGAAACCGGCACGAGAAUAUUUUUCGAGUUUGGGUCAAAUAGAAGGAAAACGAGUAUUUUUAGCAACCGAUGAUCCCCGCGUGGUUAAAGAAGCUUGCCAAAAGUAUAAAUCCCCCGAGUGGGAGAUUCAUGCCGACUUAAAAGUUGCAGAAUCCGCCGCAAUUAGUAAAAGGCUUAACGGAAGUCUAAUCGGGAUUUUUCAAGAUUUGGAUUUAUUAUCCGACUGUGAAUUCAUAAUUUGCACGUUAUCCUCUCAAGUGUGUCGACUCGCCUACGAAUUAAUGCAGGCGAAACGCUCGGAUGCCUCUGGCCGGAUAAUCUCCCUUGAUUCCGAAUAUUAUUUCGGUGGAGGAAGCCAUCUCGUUAGACGAGCCGCAUAUGCAAAUGAUCCAGUGGGUUCGGUCAUUGAGCUAGAAUUCGAAGUUGGUGAUGAAAUCCUCGAAUUUAAAAGAUUAGAUGAACAUAUUGCAUUCGGGGUUAAUAAACGAACGGGAAAAAAUGGAACUUUCCCAUCUUAUAAAAUAAAAUCUUUGAGUCGGAGGGAAGAGUUUCCCACAAAAUGGGCUAAUACAUCAAUGGAAGAUGAUUGGAGUAAAUUUUUUCAAACAUAAAUGCCGCUUAAUCCUUGAUAUGUAUUAAUUAAUAUGAAUGACCAAAUACGUAUGACGUCAAGUUUGUUUCGUCCUGAAAUUAUUCAAAUAAAAUACAUUAAUAAUUAUUACAUAGAUAUUUUGAGCAAUUGAAUUUCCAGCACAUACAUUUCCGAGGUGAUAAAACCUAAGGACUGGACUUCAAACAAACGAAGGCACGGAGAUGACCAUUUACGAGAAAUGGACGAAAUUCUAUUUUUUAAAACUAGGUGGUAAUCGAAUUCAAAAAUAUGGAUUAACAUAAUGCAAUAAAUCAUGAUACAAAUCAAUUUGCUUUUUAAAUUUUUUUUAGCAUCCACUCUAAUAAAGCGUUAGUGUUAAGUCGCUGACUGAGUCCCUGUGGCUCUCAAUGCAAGUUGCCCCGUAGAGGAGACAGAGGAAAGCGGAGCAAAAACUGCAUGCAUGAAUUUUCUGCAUGAGUCUCACUUCGCCUGCACGUGACUUUCGCGUACGUACACUUGCCAUCAAACUCAAAUUAAAUGUUUUAAUAUAUAAACACAGUGUGCAAGUAAAUUGAGUGUGCA